AACGUAAUUCUACUUCCGGUGCGCGGCCAUUGUUGCUUUUAACAACGUGAAGAGUUCGUUAAACCCGCCAAAGUCUCACGGUUCUUUCGAAUUCUUAUCGUUUAGCGAAGAACAUAUAGAGAUCAUUUCUAAAUAAUGGCGUACAGAGGACAAGGACAGAAAGUUCAGAAGGUUAUGGUGCAACCCAUUAACCUUAUUUUCAGGUAUCUACAGAAUCGAUCCCGUAUCCAGGUUUGGCUGUACGAGCAGAUCAACAUGCGGAUAGAAGGCUGCAUUAUCGGUUUUGAUGAAUACAUGAACUUGGUUCUGGAUGAUGCAGAGGAAGUGCACAUGAAGACCAAGAACAGGAAACCUUUAGGGAGGAUCAUGCUGAAAGGAGACAACAUCACGCUGCUACAGAGCGUCUCAAAUUAACCUCGCCUCGAUUUCAUGGAACAAUGAUGGAGUAUUGUCUGAUUGUUUUUUUCCAUAGCCUUGGGUUCAUUUGUUGGAUUUUUGACUUAUUUCUAAGCAGUGAUUUAUAAUGCCUCAUGUUUUUGUGAACAAACCCCAUUAAAGAAUUUUUGUUUUUGA
This is a messenger RNA of Tachysurus fulvidraco (yellow catfish), 573 nucleotides long. RefSeq names its product small nuclear ribonucleoprotein polypeptide E (gene snrpe). Bases 136 to 414 code for a protein of 92 amino acids. The transcript is spliced from 5 exons. Gene Ontology annotation, molecular function: RNA binding. The record is from RefSeq and is a predicted model, not a curated record. Gene Ontology annotation, biological process: mRNA splicing, via spliceosome; spliceosomal snRNP assembly. Gene Ontology annotation, cellular component: precatalytic spliceosome; U1 snRNP; U4/U6 x U5 tri-snRNP complex. Lineage: Eukaryota; Metazoa; Chordata; Actinopteri; Siluriformes; Bagridae.